GACAAAAAAAUAUAAAGUUUCGUGCGUAUUGGAAGACAAUAUCAUAAGCAAAAACUACCACAGAAAACAUGAGUUACUUAGUUCUAAUAUUAAUGUUGAGCGUCUUAACAGGAUUCAUUGCAACAGCUCAUGUAGAAAAGGAACAUGGAAAAUUGGAUGUUGCCAAAAUAGCAAGUUUGUCCACUUUCUACAAUACAAAAACGAAUCAGACACUUACUAUGAAACGCCCAUCGAAACCUGAAACUUUAGCAUUGACGCCAUUCGCCUCUCCAUGUUCCUGUGAUGGCCCACAGUGUAAAUGUUGUACUGGCAUUCGAAUACAUGGCUUCGGAUUUGAUAGAGAAGCUUGUGCAGUAUUAACCUACAAGGCAGAAGAGUCAAAACUGGAUUUGGAGUUAAGGAUGAAUAAUAAUAGCCUUUUGCAUAGCAGGUUUUCUACUCAAGAUCGACUGCUUUGUUUGCCUGUUAUACCUAUCACUAUAGCUGGCCCUGUGGACUGGUGCGUCCAACUUUACAAUACGAAUGUUGUAGAACAAAGACUACAUACUUGUUUGGCUAUGUUGGUCAGGAUCGCUCAAUAUCCAUUUUUGACACUCCAAUUUAACUGCAUGGAUUUGGGAGUUGGUGGAAUUAGUAUUACCAGACCUGGAUUCGGUGGACCUGAUAAUACAGUCAGUACUGAAAUGGGCUCCGAUAACAGUAGUAUGACUACUAUAAGUUCCCAAUUAGACAGCGAUGUUUACGAUACUGUUUCGCAAAAUAAAUUGAGAGCAAAUCAAUCCCAAACAAAUGUUAAAAUUUUGGAUAUACUUUAAUAGAGUUCACGACAAAAUAAAAAAUUGGACGGUUUUGUUUUCAAUGCUUGUAUACGCUCACUUUCAGAAAAUUGUAAAUUAUUUUAAAUCA
This is a messenger RNA of Hyposmocoma kahamanoa, 906 nucleotides long. RefSeq lists its product as uncharacterized. NCBI's taxonomy places the organism in Eukaryota, Metazoa, Arthropoda, Insecta, Lepidoptera, Cosmopterigidae. Bases 69 to 815 code for a protein of 248 amino acids. The record is from RefSeq and is a predicted model, not a curated record. The transcript is spliced from 6 exons.